CACUUUCAUUUUUAAUCCUGCCUCUCCAAUUAACUUACCAUGGUUUCUUCCUACCAUCACCAUCACCAUCACCAUCUUUUCACUUUCUCUAUCCUCCUCAUCCAUUUCAUCUCCACCACCUCUUCGUCCGCCUCCUUUCAUCCUAAAGCUCUAGUCCUACCAGUCUCAAAGGACUCCUCCACCCUCCAAUACACAACCAAACUCAUUCAAAGGACUCCUCUUGUAACUGUACCCUUAACACUAGACCUAGGCACUCCCUUCUUAUGGUUAUGGAUCAACUGCGGCAAAAACAUCAUCUCCUCCACAUACCACCCUGUUUCAUGUGGCUCUCCUCAAUGCACUCUCGCCAACGCUAAAAUCUGUAAGACGUGCCCUUCCCAACCUACCACCGGCUGCAACAACAACAACAACAACACAUGUGCAACUCACUCUCUCUACAACCCCAUCACCAAUAUCUCCCCACCUUUGGGCGGGGAGCUGGCUACCGAUGUAGUCCAAAUUCACUCGACAGACGGGUCCAACACGGGUAAAACCGUGACCGUGCCCAACUAUCUCUUUGUUUGUGCGCCCAAGUCCUUGUUACAGGGCCUACCAAAAGGGGUGUCUGGGAUUGCUGGGCUUGGGAGGACUACUGUCUCGCUCCCUUCUCAAUUCUCCUCAACCUUCGGUUUCCCUCAUAAAUUCGCACUCUGUUUAUCGUCUUUCCCCUCAGAAGACGGCGUCGUUUUGUUUGGGGACGGACCUUACAACUUGUCGUCCGGUUCAGAUGUCACAACCUUAUUUUCAUACAAUCCUCUUAUCCGAAACCCGGUCCGACCCUCUGAGUAUUUCAUUGGAGUUACAGCAAUCAGAAUAUUGGAAAAAGACUUGCCACUUGACAAGUCUUUACUAUCUAUAAACAACAAAGGAAAUGGUGGAACCUUGCUAAGCGUUAUUCAUCCUUACACUGUUAUGGAAACUUCUAUUUACAAGUCAUUUAUAACCACCUUCGAUACACUACUGAAGAAACUGUAUCAAUUGAAAAGAGUUACUCCGGUUGCGCCAUUCGAGAUGUGCUACGAUUCUGGUACCUUUGGUUACACGAAGAUUGGGCCUUUUGUACCGGAUAUCAACCUAGUGUUGCAGAAUGGAGUGUCUUGGAGGAUACAGGCGAUGAACUCCUUAGUGAGAGUACAAAGUAUACAAGCUUAUUGUCUUGGUUUUGUGGAUGGUGGGAGGAACCCAAGGGCUUCCAUUGUUAUCGGAGCGUAUCAAAUGGAAGAUGUUUUGUUGCAGUUUGAUUUAGCUAAGUCUAGCCUUGGGUUUACUACUUCUCUGGUUCCUGAUAGGAUUAGAUGCUCGAACUUCAACUUCACUUCGAAUGUGGUAUGAAACGAAAUCGUAUUAGUGUUCGUGUUUGAUUUUACUAGCUACAAAUAUAUGAUAUGAUGUCACACAAUGCAAAGACUAGGGACUUACAAAAAAAUACUCGUAUAUGAAUAUCAUCACUAUUGUACCAAGUUCAUAAUUUCACGUAGUAUAUGUGAGAAUGUGACAUAUCGGGUAAUGAUCAAUAUUUAAUUAUCAUAUUCAUAUG
This is a messenger RNA of Spinacia oleracea (spinach), 1576 nucleotides long. Its product is annotated as probable aspartic proteinase GIP2. The transcript has a single exon. The record is from RefSeq and is a predicted model, not a curated record. Bases 40 to 1371 code for a protein of 443 amino acids. Gene Ontology annotation, biological process: proteolysis. Gene Ontology annotation, molecular function: aspartic-type endopeptidase activity. NCBI's taxonomy places the organism in Eukaryota, Viridiplantae, Streptophyta, Magnoliopsida, Caryophyllales, Amaranthaceae.